Messenger RNA from Rotaria sp. Silwood2, 384 nucleotides. The record is from the annotation of a GenBank genome assembly. NCBI's taxonomy places the organism in Eukaryota, Metazoa, Rotifera, Eurotatoria, Philodinida, Philodinidae.
AUGGAUACAACUGUUGGUGGUUCAGUUAAUUCUGGUUUUGUUGGUAUUAAAUUUUGUCAAGAAUGUAAUAAUAUGUUAUAUCCAAAAGAAGAUAAAGAAAAUCGAAUUUUACUUUAUGCAUGCCGUCGUUGUCAGCAUCAACAGGCAGCAGACAAUCCUUGUAUUUAUGUCAAUAAGAUUACACAUGAAAUAGAUGAAUUAACACAAAUUGUUACCGAUGUAAUUUCGGAUCCAACAUUACCACGUACUGCUGAUCAUCCUUGUCCAAAAUGUCGAGCUAAUGAUGCUGUUUUUUUUCAAGCACAAUCAGCACGAAGCGAAGAUCGUAUGACACUUUAUUAUGUAUGUCGAAAUCAACAUUGUCUUCAUCGAUGGACUGAAUAA